This is a messenger RNA of Pseudo-nitzschia multistriata, 2471 nucleotides long. Lineage: Eukaryota; Bacillariophyta; Bacillariophyceae; Bacillariales; Bacillariaceae. The record is from the annotation of a GenBank genome assembly.
CACUUUCUUCGCGCCAUCAAUAAUCAACAAAACCUGCUCAGUGCAGUAGGGAAAUCUAGAUUUUGAAUUUUAGUUCAGAGUCGGAGAGUAAAGAAAGAAAAUUUUGAACUGCAAUAGAAUACAGUUGUACGGUAUGAUACUUGCAGGCGGUCGAUUAGCUCAACGAUGAGUGACGAGCACGAUGAUACCAAUGAUAAUGACCAGACCAGAAAGAUAUGGACGGAUCUCGUCCGAUGGGUACAAGGAGAAGAACAGAAAGGCGGCUCGAUCGAUGGAAACAACGGCAGAGACACACAGAGAGAUUCUUCCAAUGGAGGAGGCUACGUUCACCCUUCGCUCACAUUGAAAGGCAAUGGCCCGUCGAGAGGGGUUGUGGCAACCACUCCGAUUCAAAAAGGAGAAACACUGAUACGGAUUCCAUCGGCACUAGUUCUAAGUGGGGAAGAUGACGGAAUUGCCAGUCCGUCGUCAACAACAACAACAACAACAACAGCAACAACAAUUGUAGCAUCGCCGUGGUUGAGAUGCGUUGGAGCAUUUCUGCGCGCGAAGCAGAAGAAGAAUAGUGCGAUCGAUUUCGAACCGUAUCUGAGGUCACUGCCCAUGUUUCAAGAGUACGAAACGCUUCAGCAAUGGUCGACCGAAGACGAUGUCAAACCUUUCUUAGCGGGAACCACACUUGGAAGUAUUUUGAUGAUCGACAGAGACAGCAAAGGCAUAGAAACGAGAUAUCGMCAAAGUGUCAAACCUUUUCUGCGUCAAAUUGCAGUGAUUGKUGGGGGACAAGAUUCUAAAGAGGGAAAAAAAGGCGAAAAUGCUUCAGACAAAACCAGUGAUGCCAUGUAUCAAUCUUUUUUGGAAGCUACCAUGUGCAUAUCGACGAGAGGAUUUCAUUUGCUACCUACCACGGACUCGGAWGAUGCAUCAAAAAGACUGGCACCCGACACAAGCCACAACAGUUAUGGUGGCCCAUUUUUACUGCCCGUCAUCGAUUUGCUCAACCACAAUCCCCAGAAGGCUUGUACGACGUUGCGGCGGUAUAAGGCCAACGAAGGCACGGGCAUCAUCAACAACAAMAASAACAACAAUUGCUUCAAAAUGAUAGCAGAGCGGAACGUCGMCGAGGGGGAAGAAAUUUUCCAUUCGUAUGGAACYGAUCUGACCUCGGCACAGCUCUUGCAAACCUUUGGGUUUGUUCCGCGUACGCAUUCCAGAAACUCGGUYGGCGAUGACACUAGCAAUGCCGACGCCAGGGCUCCAACAUCAUCYACGACACCGGUCGGUCUUCGAAAAAUGGACCACUUGAUCGCAGCUGCGAGAUGUGUAAAAACAUCACCGUUUCCAGAAUCACUGAUGCUUCGUAUCAAGCAGCUGCAAGGGCAAACAGAAUCGACAGAGGAAGAGGAAGAUGACGAGGACGAGGACGAUUUCUUUUGGGAGGUCCAAGACAUUCCCGAUCGUAUCGUAGCCGAAAAUACCAAGUCGGGAAAUGAUUUAACAUCCAUUGUAGCUGAUGAUGAAUUCUUGAUUUCGAUUUCUUCCAACAACGAUGAUUCAGCAAAUUGCAAACKGUUUCUGUUGACUGACGACAUUGUUACGCUACUAACUGCCCAAUUCUUGCCCGACGAUGCAUUCCUCGAAAUUUUCCCGGAAGGCAGCAACACCGUCCAUCUGGACCGAUCAAUUUUGAUKGAAGAUUAUUAUCUCGGAAUGCUGGUGUGCAAGACAUUGCUUGUUGCAAUUCGAUUGAAAACAAACGAGUAUUGUGGGGGUGAUGGCAGCAGUGAUACCACAAAGGAGUCGACAGGUGGCAUCAAGAAAGCAGUCUCCGGGUGUACGGCUACUGCUGUCGGCCGCUAUCUAUCCUCUACUUUACAGCAGGAAAAAUCGCGAGUCGAGGUUCUGCUCCGAGCCGACGAAAAUAGACGAGAACUCUAUGGUCGCACCAUACGCAUCGAAGAAAUGAAACAACUUUGUGCAUUAUGUGACGAGAUCGAAUGCCUAGUAUCGAAUCUAUCUCUUGCUGGCGUCGAACAUAAUGGUGAUGACACCGACGAGGGCAUAAAUGAGAAACAUCCCCGUUAUCGCGACUCCCAGAACCCUCUAACAUCCCCGCCGAACAAAAAAUCCAAGACGCUAUAACCUUGCAAUACAUUUUAAUAUUGCAAUGCAUCUACAGCAAGGCCGACUUAUUGUAAAAUAUUGGAAUUGAGGGCAGUUUACUAGUAAAGGAUAAUUCACGUCAAAAUUUUGCACACCUCGGCCCGUACAUAUAGAUCCACACUCUAUCUACGCGGAAUCAGUGACGCUGCUGAUUUUACAGRAUGAAAUAUCGCCACCACUUCGCAAAAGCUGCUCGAUAGAGCUUUCGUGUGCACCAAUCAAAAAACUCGUUUGCAAUUUGAUGCCGACCUAUUUAGUGGAARAAAAUCCUUGGAUUCUGUCUCAGCACAUAAAAUAUAAGGUCUGCA